This is a messenger RNA of Hibiscus syriacus, 927 nucleotides long. Its product is annotated as ribosome-inactivating protein cucurmosin-like. The transcript has 2 exons. Gene Ontology annotation, molecular function: rRNA N-glycosylase activity. Gene Ontology annotation, biological process: negative regulation of translation. Lineage: Eukaryota; Viridiplantae; Streptophyta; Magnoliopsida; Malvales; Malvaceae. The record is from RefSeq and is a predicted model, not a curated record. Bases 1 to 927 code for a protein of 308 amino acids.
AUGCGUCCUCCUCCUCCCAUUUGGAAAGCAAAACAGUUUGUCUAUUCUAUUCCCAUAAAAAUCGAAGCUGAGCAAGCCAUGAAGGUGUUGGCAAUCGCAGUGCUAUUGGCCUGCUGGGCAUCCGCGGUGGAACCACAAAAACCCUCCAUUUAUACGUUGAGAUUCACCGCCACGGACGCCACCAAAGGAAGGUACGAUGCGUUUAUGAUUGAUCUGAGAAGAGUACUGACACUCAAUGAGAAUGCGGUGCAAGGGAUACCCGUGUUGCCUUCCACCAACGAUCUGAAACCUACUGAUCUCAACCGGUACGUUGUGGUCGAACUCUUCACUAACAACAAAAAGGUGUCGUUAGUUAUUGAUGUCACCAAUGUGUACAUCUUGGGUUACCGACCGGGAGACGGAACAGCGUCCUACUUCUUUAACAGUGUUCCCGUGGCCGUACAAAAUCUCUAUGAUGCCCUCGAGGGUAAAGCUGGAGAAGACAGAGAUAAAAUCCCACUGGGAUUUGCCGAGCUACACCAAAAGAUUGAGAACUUGAACCAUUACAAGCCAAAAGACGACAUUAAAAAGGUUGCGUCAAGCCUUCUAGUUUGUUUCCAGAUGAUUUCUGAGGCGGCCCGGUAUAAAUACAUCCAGCAGCAAAUAGCUGCACUGGCACCGGUUGUUCCCGGUGGGGCUGGUAAAAGUUUAAAACCAGAUGCUUUAAUGAAGGGGUAUCAAAACAACUGGGGACAGCUCUCCACCGCCGUCCAAUCUGCAAAGCCGGAUGCAAGUUUUGUGAAAAGUGUCACCGUUGCUCACCUUACUUACAGUAAUGUGGCUGCUGUGCGUCCCGUUAUUGCGGUACUGCUAAAAGAUUCUCCGACCGCAUAUCAUGCUGCCGCCCUUCUUGAUCGGUUUAUCGACCAAGCACUUACUCAGAUUUAG